AUGAACAGAAGAAACGUGUCGUCGUACGACUCACGUCUACACCCAGAAGAAAUGGAUUAUGAGUCAGACAUGGAAAAUGAUAUGUUUGAUGAAAAGGUGUCAUCGUACGACUCACGUCUACACCCAGAAGAAAUGGAUUAUGAGUCAGACAUGGAAAAUGAUAUGUUUGAUGAAAAGGUGUCGUCGUACGACUCACGUCUACACCCAGAAGAAAUGGAUUAUGAGUCAGACAUGGAAAAUGCUAUGUUUGAUGAAACAGAACAUACAUCCGUCUUUGAUGCUGAGAUAGAGUCACUUCACUAUGAGACUAAAUUACCUGCUGAACUGGAGUUCCCUGGAUCUGAGACGGUCGACUCUGAUUCUGAGACGAUGGUCCCUAGAUCUCAGAUGGUUCAGCGGGAAUUAGCUGGUUUUAAACGACCAAGAAAGCCACAACAGCCCCUUACUUUCGCUGAACUCAUCAACUUUAGUUGUUAUGGUGAGUACAAAAAGUCAGAUCUACUGUCUACAACUAAAGAGAUGGAGUCUGAGAUGCCAGAACAAACAUCUGUCUCUGAUGCUGAGAAAGAGUCUCUUCCUAAUGAGACUCAUUUAUCUGCUGACCUGGAAAUCUCUGGAUCUGAGACGGUUGUCCCUAGACCUCAGACGGUUCAGCAGGAAUUAGUUGAUUUUAAAAGCAGGCAAAUUGAUGAACUUUUGAAACAAGUGGAUCAUUUGAAAGAAAAACUGCAGAAUACAAAUACUUGUUUCCAUCAGGAGAAGGAGAAGAGGAUUGCUGCAGAGAACCAGUGUGAAAAACUGGAGGAACGACAUUUGUACUUAGAAGCGAUGUUUAGCAUAGAAAAAGAUGAGAAAGUCAAUGCAGAAAAGAAGUUUCUGGAAGAGCAAAAUAAUUUUAAACAUCAGCUCAAACAGAAGGAUCUAAUCUGUGAAGAUUUAGAGAAAUGUUUGCAGCUCAGAGUUAGCUACGAGGCUCAGCUGGACUCUAACAGGACGAUAGCCUGUGAGAAUUCAGAUCUUAAAGAGCAGAUCAAAGAUCUGACUCAGAGCAACUCUGAACUCAGAGUGGUCGUGGAAAACCUGACCUCUGAGAAUGCUGCUUCUCACCAGGAGUUGGUUGAGCAGCAGGAGAGCUUCAAACAUGAACUCCAGGAUAAAUCUGUCGCCUGUGACCUUUUGAAACAAGUGGAUCUUUUGAAAGAAAAACUGCAGAAUACAAAUACUUGUUUCAAUCAGGAGAAGGAGAAGAGGCUUGCUGCAGAGAACCAGUGUGUGCUUUACAAGGAGCAAACUAAAGAGAUGGAGAACGGUUUGGUUCAGCAGCAACAAAAGCUGGUGGCUUUAGAAAAGCAGUUACAGGAGCAGAAAAACGUGAAUGAAGACUUACAAGAAAUCUGCUCAGAUCUAAAAGGUGAGACAGACGAGUCCCGUUUUUCUGGAGUCUCGAGAAACGAUCUGAUCGAGAACUUUGAAAAGCUGGAGGAACAACAUUUGGGCUUAGAAGCGAUGUUAAGCAGAGAAAAAGAUGAGAAAAUCAAUGCAGAAAAGAAGUUUCUUGACAAGCUGGAGAAAUUAAAGGAGCAGCUUUCAGAAAAGAACGUUUUCAUCGAAAAUCUGCAAACAGAUUUAGAUCAAGAACGUUGGUUCAGACUCGUUAGUGUCCAGGAGCAGAAGAACGCCCAGCAUAAAGUUAACGAGAACUAUCAGAAGGAAAUGAAAGAUCUUAAGAAAAGGAACGAUGACCUCUCUGAGAUGCUGGACAACGUUAAAACGGAUCUGAAGAACAGAGACAUGAAACUUCUGGAAGAGCGAAAUAAUUUUAAGCAUCAGCUCAAACAGAAGAAGCUAAUCUGCGAAGAUUUAGAGAAACGUUUGAACAAAGAAAACGAGCUCCACCUGACCUGUGAGGAAGAACUCAAAAAAACUAAAGAUCAAAUGAGUUCAAAGAACGGAAAUCUCAAGAAGGAGAUCAACGACCUGAAACAGAAGAACUUGGAGCUCAGUCAGACGCUGAGAAGUGGUCAGGCUGUAGAAACUAAAUCAGAGCAGAUGUGUGAGGAUCUGCAGAAGUUUAAGCAGCUGCUCCAUGAAAAAAUGUCCGUCUGUGAAGAACUUAGCAGCAGUCUGGACAUGGAGAAGCAGCUCAGAGUUAGCUACGAGGCUCAGCUGGACUCUAACAGGGCGAUAGCCUGUGAGAACUCAGAUCUUAAAGAGCAGAUCAAAGAUCUGACUCAGAGCAACUCCGAACUCAGAGUGGUCGUGGAAAACCUGACCGCUGAGAACGCUGCUUCUCACAAGGAGUUGGUUGAGCAGCAGGAGAGCUUCAAAUAUCAACUCCAGGAUAAAUCUGUCGCCUGUGACCUUUUGAAAGAAAAACUGCAGAAUACAAAUACUUGUUUCAAUCAGGAGAAGGAGAAGAGGCUUGCUGCAGAGAACCAGUGUGUGCUUUACAAGGAGCAAACUAAAGAGAUGGAGAACGGUUUGGUUCAGCAGCAACAAAAGCUGGUGGCUUUAGAAAAGCAGUUACAGGAGCAGAAAAACGUGAAAAAAGAUUUACUAGAAAUCUGCUCAAAUCUAAAAGGUGAGACAGACGAGUCUCGUUUUUCUGGAGUCUCGAGAAACGAUCUGAUCGAGAACUUUGAAAAGCUGGAGGAACAACAUUUGGGCUUAGAAGCGAUGUUAAGCAGAGAAAAAGAUGAGAAAAUCAAUGCAGAAAAGAAGUUUCUUGACAAGCUGGAGAAAUUAAAGGAGCAGCUUUCAGAAAAGAACGUUUUCAUCGAAAAUCUGCAAACAGAUUUAGAUCAAGAACGUCGGUUCAGACUCGUUAGUGUCCAGGAGCAGAAGAACGCCCAGCAUAAAGUUAACGAGAACUAUAAGAAGGAAAUGAAAGAUCUUAAGAAAAGGAACGAUGACCUCUCUGAGAUGCUGGACAACGUUAAAACGGAUCUGAAGAACAGAGACAUGAAACUUCUGGAAGAGCAAAAUAAUUUUAAGCAUCAGCUCAAACAGAAGAAGCUAAUCUGCGAAGAUUUAGAGAAACGUUUGAACAAAGAAAACGAGCUCCGCCUGACCUGUGAGGAAGAACUCAAAAAAACUAAAGAUCAAAUGAGUUUAAAGAACGGAAAUCUCAAGAAGGAGAUAAACGACCUGAAACAGAAGAACUUGGAGCUCAGUCAGACGCUGAGAAGUGGUCAGGCUGUAGAAACUAAAUCAGAACAGAUGUGUGAGGAUCUGCAGAAGUUUAAGCAGCUGCUCCAUGAAAAAAUGUCCGUCUGUGAAGAACUUAGCAGCAGUCUGGACAUGGAGAAGCAGCUCAGAGUUAGCUACGAGGCUCAGCUGGACUCUAACAGGGCGAUAGCCUGUGAGAACUCAGAUCUUAAAGAGCAGAUCAAAGAUCUGACACAGAGCAACUCUGAACUCAGAGUGGUCGUGGAAAACCUGACCGCUGAGAACGCUGCUUCUCACAAGGAGUUGGUUGAGCAGCAGGAGAGCUUCAAACAUCAACUCCAGGAUAAAUCUGUCGCCUGUGACCUUUUGAAAGAAAAACUGCAGAAUACAAAUAAUUGUUUCAAUCAGGAGAAGGAGAAGAGGCUUGCUGCAGAGAACCAGUGUGCGCUUUACAAGGAGCAAACUAAAGAGAUGGAGAACGGUUUGGUUCAGCAGCAACAAAAGCUGGUGGCUUUAGAAAAGCAGUUACAGGAGCAGAAAAACGUGAAUGAAGACUUACAAGAAAUCUGCUCAGAUCUGAAAGGUGAGAACUCAGAUCUUAAAGAGCAGAUCAAAGACCUGACACAGAGCAACUCCGAACUCAGAGUGGUCGUGGAAAACCUGACCGCUGAGAACGCUGCUUCUCACCAGGAGUUGGCUGAACAGCUGGAGAGAGUCAAACAUCAACUCCAAGAUAAAUCUGUCGUCUGUGAAAACCUGGAAACAGGUUUCACCAACGAACAGAAGCUCAGACUCCAGCUUUCCCAGCAACUCCAGGAAACAUCUGGCCUGUGUGAGAGCCUGGAAAACCAGCUUAGAGACGAGCAGAAGAUCAGACUUGGUUUGGAGACUGAGCUCGCCCAAAACAGAGACGUGGUCAGUGCAGGUCAUGAUGAUUUGAUGGCCAAACUAGAACAGAUGGAGGAAAAAGAAACGAAACUCUGUAAAGUCGUCAUUAACCUCCAGUUAGAUCUGUUUAGAAGAAAAAAGCAGCACGAGGAAGAGUUGGGAAUCCUGAAGGAACAAGUCUCUAAACUCGAGGCACUGACUACAAAUCUGGAAAGUCAAAAUCAGAUCUUAAGACAAAAGACUGAAUGUUUUAACCCAGAUCAGCAAACAGAAGCAAUCAGUGAGCAGAACGUGGACGCUGCAGAAGGAAACAAGAGUCUUCCUGCUGAAAACAACUCUUUAGCAGAAAGCCUCGAGUCCCAGAGAGACGCUCCACACUCAGACACAAAAAAACUGGAUAAAGUUUCUGUGUGGAGGCGUUUCAAGAAAUCUGUAACACCGGGAUGUCUCCGUCAGCACAAAAACAGACAACCUAGCAACUAACCUCCCUCCUAACUAAUCAGAAAAGGCUAAUUAGAAGACAUCCCAUCGGGCAGCACUGUCCAGGAUGAAUCUGAGAAGUUAAACCAGCCACUGCCUCCCCAAAGACCCUGUUUUGAUAAAAAAAAAGAUAAAUAAACAAGCCCCCCCAACACA
Messenger RNA from Nothobranchius furzeri (turquoise killifish), 4692 nucleotides. Its product is annotated as putative leucine-rich repeat-containing protein DDB_G0290503. The record is from RefSeq and is a predicted model, not a curated record. Lineage: Eukaryota; Metazoa; Chordata; Actinopteri; Cyprinodontiformes; Nothobranchiidae.